GGUGUAGGUCAUUUUUUGGUCAUUUCAUUUUCAAUUCAGUGUUUCGAAGUUUGUUUGUGUGAAUCAUUCGAUAUUUGUUCAGUUUGUGUGUAAAGUGAAUUGCAUUUUUUCAUUUCGAAGAUGAGAUUGUCCCGAGUAGAAAGUAGUAUCAUCAUGCAAACAAUUCUAUUAUUGUUGUUCAUCACAAUUAUGGCAAUUCCGGCAAUGUCUUUUUCAUUAGGUUCAUUGUUUUCAAGUCGAGUACCAGCAGCAGGAUAUGUACGUACAAAAGCCUAUGUAGAAGAAUCACCUGAAAUUGGUUUUGGUUUCAACAAAGUACCGGUUAUGGUUCGUGUUCCGACCAUUGUUUUUCGUCGAAAAAAAACAUUGGUAACACGUCCGGUUGCAGUAUCUGUAUGUCAAGGUUGUAGUGAUGGCCAGGUACAGAUGCAAGUUGCACAAAAACCUGUGACAAAUAGUGGUCCUUAUCCACCGAUCAAAGGUGUUCGAACUGGACCAUAUACAUCGAAUGUCGUAUUUCCCGAAAAUAACUAUGAACAAUAUGGCAACGAUGAUUAUUCACAAUGAAAUAAAUAAAUAUUGGGCGUCUGGUUUCUGGCAUUUCAAACAUUUCAAUAAUUUUUUUUUUUUUUU
This is a messenger RNA of Dermatophagoides pteronyssinus (European house dust mite), 633 nucleotides long. RefSeq lists its product as uncharacterized. The record is from RefSeq and is a predicted model, not a curated record. Lineage: Eukaryota; Metazoa; Arthropoda; Arachnida; Sarcoptiformes; Pyroglyphidae.